This is a messenger RNA of Pantherophis guttatus, 2803 nucleotides long. It is a transcript of the gene TIPARP, whose product is annotated as TCDD inducible poly(ADP-ribose) polymerase. Gene Ontology annotation, cellular component: nucleus. The record is from RefSeq and is a predicted model, not a curated record. Lineage: Eukaryota; Metazoa; Chordata; Lepidosauria; Squamata; Colubridae. Gene Ontology annotation, molecular function: metal ion binding; NAD+ poly-ADP-ribosyltransferase activity.
CCCACCCCUUUUGCAGGCUGCAAGGCUCCUCCCCCCGGAUCGUGCAGCUGUUGGCCGAGGGCUUUUGCAGGAAGCGGCAUUUAAAACAGGCUGCCAGGAACAUGUGAACCGCGCAGUCUUCGGAAGGGCUCGGAGGAGGCGGAGGCGAGAGGAGAGAGAGAGAGAGAGAGAAAGAGAGGGAGCUGGCUGGGAAUUGGUGCGAGCGCCGGCCUCCCUCCACCCCCACGGCCGGAAUGGGAGCUUGGUCACGUACGGGCAGGAACGGCUGCUCCAGCUCGCCGAGCGCCACCGUCCCUUAGCAGACUGCGCUGAACGCACGGACGGUGCCCAAGGAAGGAAGGAAGGGAGCGAGCGAGCCGCUGCUCCAGCCCGGAGACCCGGAGAUUCGACUUUCGCCGCCUUUUUAGCUGCUGGUGCCGGCCGCCGAGCAGCGGGAAGCGAGGUCUUUAGGACUUGGAAAGUAACUCUGAAAAGGGUGGGCCCAGGAGGCACACAACCCCCCAAUGGAAACUGAAAUGGAGUCUCCAUGUGAAGUCCAGCCAGCUGCCUGUCCGGAAACAAAGCCCCCUGAUCCUCCAGAGGCGUUUCCUCCACCUGCAAGUGUUCCUGAAAAGAUACCACCAAUCAAGCCAUGCUUUAAGAAGAAGCAACAGAUACAGAAAAGGCUGGAUUCAGAAGCAUUGAGGGCUCUGCGGCCGAUCUUCACCAGCUUGCUUGGCACGGGCACCUUGGAUGGAAUUUUCGUGCCCAGGGGACAAAAUAGUAGCCAUAGUAACUUGUGUGAAUCUGUUGCAAAAAAGAAAUUGGGGAUUGCAGCUCCAUGCCCACAACCUGAUAGCAAUGUUUUAGUGCCAGGAGCUCCAGCAGUUCAGGGACAACUAUCUGAUGGACAUCUUGAAGAGGAGGUCCAGCCACAGGAGCAGAGCUUCCCCUCCAUUACCUCUCCUGCUAAUGAGCCAUUCCAAGAUAGCUGCUUGCAUGCUGCCUCUAAUGCUGCUGCUCUCCUUGCAUACCCUGGCAAGAUACUUGAAGGUUACCCAUCUGGAAUAUCCCCAAGUAACAACCAGUGCCUGCUCCAGUGUAAUGGGAAUCCAGGUGAUAAGUUUGGAGCUGGUCUUUUCCAGGACAAAAGUGAAGAUGCUUCCCUUGAUCUGGUGUUUGAACUUUUGAAUCAGUUGCAGUAUCACACCCACCAGAAGGAUGGGAUUGAGAUCUGUGUGCACUUUCUUCAAGGCAUGUGCGUGUAUGGCAGUGAUUGCCCCAAGCAUCAUACUGUCCUGCCAUAUCACUGGCAAGCCAGGAGAACCGCUACACAGGCGUGGCAAAGUGUGACUACCGACUCCCAGGAGCAUCUGGAGAGACUCUACUGCAAUCCAGACAACGACAAGGUCAAAAUGAGAUACCGAGGUCAGGAGUUUUUAGUGGACCUGAAUGCCCUGACGUUUUAUGAUACAACUGAGUUUGACCAGUUGAGGAGACUCUCUACACCUGUCUGCACAAGUACUGACUCCAACUAUUAUACAGUCUGGAAAUAUUUCUGCAGGGAUCAUUUUGGCUGGAGAGAAUAUUCCGAGCCUGUAGUACGAUUAAUAGAAGAAGCCAACUACCGAGGGUUGGCAGAGGUCCGAUUUGUUACAUGGCACAAUCGUUAUAUCUUGAACAUUAAAGAUGGCUUCCAGCAAAACGCAUGUGUUCGAAGAGAAAUCAAGAAGAGGCCUCUCUUCCGCUCCUGUGUGAUUCUCAUGCCAUUUUUGCAGACACUUAGUGGCAGCCUGGCAGUGCCAAUGACAGAAUCUAUCCCAUCACAAGUUUUAUCCCCAAAUGCUGUUACCUCUCCCAGUUUCUAUCCAGAAACAUGGAUUAGCAUGGACCCGGCUCAGGACUUUAUCCAAGUGCCUGUUUCAAAGGAAGACAAAAGCUACAGAACCAUUUAUAAUCUCUUUCAUAAGACUGUGCCCGAGACCAAAUAUAAAAUCUUGAAAAUACUGCGAGUUCAGAACCAGUUUUUGUGGGAGAAGUACAAAAGGAAAAAAGAAUACAUGUCUAAAAAAAUGACCGGCUUAGACAAGAUUAUGAAUGAAAGACACUUGUUCCAUGGGACCUCCCAAGACGUGGUAGAUGGUAUCUGCAAGCACAACUUCGACCCUCGGGUAUGUGGGAAACACGCCACCAUGUUCGGGCAAGGGAGCUACUUUGCUCGGAAAGCCAGCUACUCCCAUAAUUUCUCCAAGCGGUCACCCAAAGGGAUCCACUACAUGUUUUUGGCAAAAGUACUGACCGGAAAGUACACAGUAGGGAACCACACCAUGAGAAGACCUCCACCUGUGAACCCUGCCAGCAUCACCAGUGAUCUGUAUGAUUCCUGUGUGGACAACUACUUUGAACCACAGAUUUUUGUCAUUUUUAACGAUGACCAGAGUUACCCUUAUUUUGUUAUCCAGUAUGAAGAAGUUAGUAAUACUGUUACCAUCUGAGAGACAGAGAAAGAAAUAAUUUCCAUUGAUAAAUUAUUGUUGUUAAUGGACUUUAAUCUGCUCUUUGUAGAAUGAACCCCUUUUUUGGGGAAGAAGAAAUCAAGUUUGGGGAAGUUUUAAUAAAGGUAUUGAGGAACAGGGAGUGGAAAAAAAUAACCUUUUUAACAAAACAAAACAAAAAAAAAAAAAAGAAAGAAAAAGAAUCCUGAAAAGACCAAUUGUGCAAAUUGUAAAUAUUUUCCAUUGUUUAUAGCUAAGAAGAAAAAAAGACUGUGCCUUUUGUUAUAAACACUAUUUAUGUUAGUAAAUUUAAUGUUUUAAAAACUUAA